This is a messenger RNA of Gongylonema pulchrum, 495 nucleotides long. The record is from the annotation of a GenBank genome assembly. NCBI's taxonomy places the organism in Eukaryota, Metazoa, Nematoda, Chromadorea, Rhabditida, Gongylonematidae.
AUGGGCGGGGCGGGAAGAAGGGGUGGGAGGAGAAAAAGGGAGAGGGGGAAGGGAGCGGGUUUUCUUUGUUUUACCACGAACACUAGAAAAAUCAAUAACUGGCUCUUUGUUCCGAAAUUUUCUUUAUUCGUAUUUUACUCCCCUGUACCCUCAUUUUGCAGCAUGAACGAUGGUUUGCUCCCGGCCGAGGCGCCAGAAUUAUUUGGUGCGAUGCCGGAGUUUUAUUUGGAGAACUCACUCGAUUUUGUCAUUUUUCUGUUGAGGGAGAAUCCGGUAGUAUUACUGGAGUGUCGUAUGGAUUUACCACAACAACUGCUUGUAUUCAUUUGCAGCACUCAUUAUUUUAACAAUAAGUUUCUUGCAGCAAAGCCAACGGCUUACCAGUUCCAUCAGAACCUUAUCAGUUCGCCAUUAGCUAUCGAACGCUUGUUUCCAAGCCUUGUCAAAUUUUACUCAGGUUGUUUUUUUUCCGAUGCUUCGGAGAGCUCGAUUUAA